AAUAAUGCAUGGUAUAUAUGGCCAGCCGAACUAAGAAGACAGUAUGAUUGUCCUUUAUUCUACACAAAACAGUAGACCUACAAAGUGUUUCUUCAAAUCAGAACCAAUCGCUCACAAGAACUAGCCAGCAUACUCAGCAAUACAUUUUGAAAUAUGUUGAGAUCCAUCUUCACCUUCACUAUCUUAGUGAUUACUGGGUCCACCUUCCCGGUAGUCCAGGAAACUAGCAUCGCAGUAACCUGCGCCAGCAAUCUCGCUAUUCCUGUCGAAGUCAGCGGGGCGUGUUACUAUCCUUCCGGUAACACCUGCCCAACUAUAGCCCAGAAGCUCACUGACGACAAAGACGACGGAAGGAGCAGAGGCCUCGUCGUUCAGAACAAGGACAUUGUUUCUCAUACAUACUUUGUGUAUAAAAAUAACUGCGACUGCAUGCCUGUCAAGUAUAUUACAAUUCCCGGCAAUGACAUGAGGUUCGUCUCAUUUUCCGCCGGCUUCCAAGGACGCAUGACUCGCGGCACAGAGUCCGCAAACCUUAACGGCAAAUACCAUUUGCUAGGGACAUGGGUGGAGUUUUCGUGGGAUACGGAUGGGACGGGAUGGGCCGACGUUUCACUGAUCAAAGGCUGUGACGGGGCCGUGGACAUGGUGGCCCUCGACGAGAACGGUGCCAAGACAGGCUUUAGCGACAAUGUACUUAGUAAUGCUCCCACUGGAUCCUAUAAGCAGAAAGCUGGCUCCGGCGCAGUAGUGAUUAUGGAGACAGAAAGUCGCACUGAUCCGGCGAUUGUCAAUAAGGCCUCGAGGGACUGGCUGGCAGGCAAGCUUGGAUACGCAAAGGCAUAUAUUGAUGACUACCAUGGCCAUCAGGACAUUUGCUCGGUAAAUGGGCGCUUCCACAUUAACUUCUACAAAGGGCGGCAUUGAGUAAUAAUUGUAUCGCAGCACUAAAUUAGACAGGAGUGUACGACAUUCUGAAGAUUGGUCAGCACCUAUUCUAACACAUGGCGCAUAAGAGCCACAUGUAACCAUAAGUUCCACGCACGUAAUAAGGGGGCAAGCGGAUUAGUGACACUCCGGAAGCACGUUGGGGUCUUCCCCUCUGAGGUUUUACAGUCAUGAAGUUAGCUGGAGAUAGAAUUGACACUAUACAUCAAGAAAUAAUUCCAUCCACGUCUAAGGUUCCACCUUCUGAGAAAGAGCUAAAUGUGAUCAUUGCGACGAGAUCCUCCCAGGGGACCUGGUUAAAGGGCAU
Molecule: messenger RNA, 1252 nt
Organism: Truncatella angustata
Lineage: Eukaryota; Fungi; Ascomycota; Sordariomycetes; Amphisphaeriales; Sporocadaceae
Exons: 1
Coding region: 154-924 (256 amino acids)
Source: RefSeq, a predicted model, not a curated record